This is a messenger RNA of Hirsutella rhossiliensis, 393 nucleotides long. RefSeq lists its product as uncharacterized. NCBI's taxonomy places the organism in Eukaryota, Fungi, Ascomycota, Sordariomycetes, Hypocreales, Ophiocordycipitaceae. The record is from RefSeq and is a predicted model, not a curated record. The coding region runs from base 1 to 393 and encodes 130 amino acids. The transcript has a single exon.
AUGGGCACCUACUUUGUCCCGGGCGUUGCACCUCUUCGUGAGGCGCUCCAGCUUGCGUCUAUGAUCCCAAACCUCCGGCAGGCAGAGCAGGAUGCAUUCCCAAACCCGAGGCAUAAGGCCGGUGAAGACUAUCCCGAGUUAAUCGAGCGCUUGGAUUACUGGGUCCAGCCGCAAGGGAAUCUGGGCAAGCUUCUGGAGGAGUCCACCGACAACGCCUUCAAAGCGCACCUCACUAAGAUGCUGUCGACCUCGUUUGGAAAAGAUUCGUCCAGCACCAAGUGGCUCGGGCCAUGCGAGGUGCGGAAAUACGGACUCAUCAACCCUAAGCUUUUGUUCAAAGACCUCGUCAAGCGCGACUCGGUGCGACUUAAGGAAAAGGUAAGAGGAAAAUAA